Pisolithus orientalis is the source of this 247-nucleotide messenger RNA. Its product is annotated as XRN 5'-3' exonuclease N-terminus-domain-containing protein. Gene Ontology annotation, molecular function: 5'-3' RNA exonuclease activity; RNA binding. The transcript is spliced from 5 exons. Gene Ontology annotation, biological process: rRNA catabolic process; nuclear-transcribed mRNA catabolic process. NCBI's taxonomy places the organism in Eukaryota, Fungi, Basidiomycota, Agaricomycetes, Boletales, Pisolithaceae. The record is from RefSeq and is a predicted model, not a curated record. Gene Ontology annotation, cellular component: nucleus. Bases 49 to 240 code for a protein of 63 amino acids.
GCCCAUCACACUGCUUGUUGCCCACAUACGCUCACCUGAAACUUGAAGAUGGGUAUUCCAAAGUUCUUCCGCUAUAUUUCUGAGCGUUACCCUUUAACCUCUCAGUUGAUUCAGGAGAAUAAGAUCCCGGAAUUCGACAAUCUUUACCUUGACUUCAAUGGAAUCAUUCACAAUUGUGGGCACUAUAAAUAUACCCGUGUGUUGUCCGUAACGCAAUGUCAUAGGUUCGCAUCCGAAUGACGAGGAU